This is a messenger RNA of Mangifera indica (mango), 1021 nucleotides long. RefSeq lists its product as uncharacterized. Bases 166 to 819 code for a protein of 217 amino acids. The transcript is spliced from 5 exons. The record is from RefSeq and is a predicted model, not a curated record. Lineage: Eukaryota; Viridiplantae; Streptophyta; Magnoliopsida; Sapindales; Anacardiaceae.
UUCGAAACAGAAAUAAGAGAAAUAAGCAUAUUAUUCAGUUGAAGCAAAGACCGUUAGUUGUUAACCAAAGACCGAUCCUAGCUUCCCCUACAAACAACUCUCUUCUCACUUUUCACACCAAAAAUAAUUCAACAUUCUUUUUUUUAAUUUUUCUUUCGAUUGAAGAUGGAUGAUUUCUCGGGAGAUUCAUCAUCCACGUCUACCUCAUCUUCAUCCACAUCACUGUCAAUCAUUACCAAUUAUCCUCUCAUUUCAGCUCUUGUGUCCUUUGCUAUCGCCCAAUCUAUCAAGGUCGUCACCCUCUGGUACAAGGAAAGACGAUGGGAUCUCAAGCAACUUGUUGGAUCUGGUGGAAUGCCAUCAUCCCAUUCUGCAACUGUUACUUCGCUUGCUAUGGCAGUUGGUUUACAAGAAAGCUUUGGAGGGUCUCUGUUUGCUAUUGCAUUGAUCUUAGCAUGUGUUGUGAUGUAUGAUGCAACUGGUGUAAGGCUUCAUGCUGGGCGCCAGGCAGAGGUGUUAAAUCAAAUUGUAUAUGAACUUCCUGCUGAACAUCCUCUGGCUGAAAGACGACCAUUGCGCGAACUUCUUGGUCACACCCCUCCUCAGGUUCGGUUUAUUGCAUUGAAUUUCCCCCUUAAGUACUUGAUGGAGUCACUCAUAUAUUUUACCGUCGCAAGCUUCCAAAUCUGUCUUUGCCGGAGGGUUACUUGGUAUUGUCACAGCAGUUAUUGGCCAUGCGAUCAUCUUAGUCAGUCAGCAAUCUUAGGCUCAAGUAGAUUGCGAAUAUCAUCGUCAUGCUCACACUUGAUCAUGCCAUAGAACAAAAUUCAUUCUGGCAUAUCUGUGACCAUAAUAUUUGAAUGUUGAGAGUCUGGUUUUAAUUUGCCACAUUCUUUCAUUGAACUACAUCUCUUCAUUCAACCAGUAGCAUUGCUACAAUGUAAUUUGAUUUAUUGAUUGAGUGAAUCAUAAGUUGUGAUAUAAUGGAAAUGUCUGUUAUAUACCAGCCCAGAAGUUUGGC